Protobothrops mucrosquamatus (brown spotted pit viper) is the source of this 1335-nucleotide messenger RNA. Its product is annotated as solute carrier family 52, riboflavin transporter, member 2-like. Bases 1 to 1335 code for a protein of 444 amino acids. NCBI's taxonomy places the organism in Eukaryota, Metazoa, Chordata, Lepidosauria, Squamata, Viperidae. The transcript has 4 exons. Gene Ontology annotation, cellular component: plasma membrane. Gene Ontology annotation, biological process: riboflavin transport. Gene Ontology annotation, molecular function: riboflavin transmembrane transporter activity. The record is from RefSeq and is a predicted model, not a curated record.
AUGUCGUCGGCCUCCCUCCGCAGCCCGGCCAUCCUUCCCCACGUGCUGGUGGCCCUCUUUGGGAUGGGCUCCUGGGUCUCCGUGAACUCCCUCUGGGUGGAGCUUCCGGUGGUGGUGAAGAAGCUGCCAGAAGGCUGGAACCUUCCCGCCUACCUCUCUGUCCUCAUCGCCCUGGGGAACAUCGGCCCGGUGAGCGUGACCCUGGUCCACCACUUUGCCCCCAAGAGGCUGAAGGAGCAGUGGCUGAUCCACGCCAUCCAGGCCUUGGCCACGGUCACGGCGCUCUUCCUCGCCCUCUUGUGGGACCGCACCGCUGUGGUGGCCGGGGAGCCCCGCAGUGUGGCCUUCUUGGCGCUGACGUUCCUGCUGGCCCUGGCCUGCUGCACCUCCAACGUCUCCUUCCUGCCCUUCAUGUACCAGUUCCCCCCGCUCUUCAUCCGCACCUUCUUCGUCGGCCAGGGGCUGAGCGCCCUCCUGCCCUGCGUGCUGGCUCUGGGGCAGGGCGUGGGGCAGCUGGAGUGCCUCAACGACACCCGGCAGAAUGCUUCGCGGUCACGCUACCUGGAGGAGAACUUCUCUGCCGGCACCUACUUUGGGCUGCUGGUGGCCCUGCUGGCGGCCUCUGCCCUCGCCUUCCUGGCUCUGGUCGUCUGGCACAGGCGCCAGGGCACCCCAGAAGAGAGGACCCCUCCCGAAGAGCGGACGGACACAGAGGAGGCCUACCCCUUGCGUGACAACAGCGACCCCGCCUUGCACGACGACGCUGCCGAGGCCUCCCUCAGCAGGGACUCUGCCUCCCCACAGACCUUCUGGACAGGGAGGAACAUCUACCUGCUGGUGCUCCUGGGGGUCUCCAAUGCCCUGACCAACGGGGUGCUGCCUUCGGUGCAGACCUACUCCUGCCUGCCCUACGGCAACACUGCCUACCAUCUCUCGGUGGUCUUCAGCAACAUUGCCAACCCCGUAGCCUGCUUCAUCGCCAUGUUCCUCCUGUGUCGGUCAUCCCUGGCCCUGAGCGCCAUCUCGGCUGCCGGAUGCGUCUUUGGGGUCUACCUGAUGGUGCUGGCGGCCCUCAGCCCCUGCCCCCCACUGUAUGACAGCCACCUGGGGGUCGUUCUUGUGGUGCUGGCCUGGAUCUUCUUCUCCGGCCUCUUCUCCUACCUAAAGGUGGUCAUCGGCAGCCUGCUGCACGAGGCCGGCCACGCGGCCCUCCUCUGGUGCGGGGCCGUCAUCCAGGCAGGCUCGCUGCUGGGGGCCUUAGCCAUGUUCCCCCCGACCAGCGUCUACCGCCUCUUCCAGCGCGGACAGGACUGCGUGGACAACUGCAGGGCGUGA